AUUACAUACUAUCUCCAUAUAGUCACCCAGAUUACAUACUAUCUCCAUUUAGUCUCCCAGAUUACAUACUAUCUCCAUAUAGUCACCCAGAUUACAUACUAUCUCCAUAUAGUCACCCAGAUUACAUACUAUCUCCAUAUAGUCACCCAGAUUACAUACUAUCUCCAUAUAGUCACCCAGAUUACAUACUAUCUCCAUUUAGUCACCCAGAUUACACACUAUCUCCGUUUAGUCUCCUAG
Messenger RNA from Lottia gigantea (owl limpet), 240 nucleotides. RefSeq lists its product as hypothetical. The annotation marks the transcript as partial. The record is from RefSeq and is a predicted model, not a curated record. Lineage: Eukaryota; Metazoa; Mollusca; Gastropoda; Lottiidae. The transcript has a single exon.